Messenger RNA from Dermatophagoides pteronyssinus (European house dust mite), 3319 nucleotides. RefSeq names its product irregular chiasm C-roughest protein-like. The record is from RefSeq and is a predicted model, not a curated record. Gene Ontology annotation, cellular component: cell-cell junction; plasma membrane. NCBI's taxonomy places the organism in Eukaryota, Metazoa, Arthropoda, Arachnida, Sarcoptiformes, Pyroglyphidae. Gene Ontology annotation, biological process: cell-cell adhesion. Gene Ontology annotation, molecular function: cell adhesion molecule binding.
GAUCAUCAAUCAAUCAAUCAUCGAUCGAUCAUAGUGUUAUUGUCAUCAUUAUUAUUAUUCCGUUUCCGUGUCUCUAAUCAUCAUCAUUACUUUGAUCUAGUCUCGAUCAUUCGAUUUCAUUGAUUGUGUGGUCAUUCAUAAACAUCAUAAUCAACUAAAUCAACAAAUUAUGGUCUCAAUCAAUUCAAAUUGUACUACCACCAUGAUAAUGCCUAGCAGCAGUGCUUUGUGGUCAUCGAAUCGAAAACGAUUAAAACGCCCAUUGAUGCCAAUAGAUUCUUCAAUCAUGGCUACCAUCAUCAUGGUGAUAAUGUUGAUGACGGUAGAAUUAUCACAAUGUCAACAAUCAUCAUCAACAAUAAAAUUACAAAGAUUUCUUAUUGAACCGGAAAACGUAACCGUCGAUAUUGGUGAAUCAAUAAUAUUACCAUGUCGUAUUGCCAAUAAAGUUGGUACUGUUCAAUGGACGCGAGAUGAUUUCGGUUUGGGCGCUGAUCCACGAUUGGAAGGAUUUCCUACCUAUUCAAUGAUGCAUAAUGAUGUUACUGGUGAUUAUUCAUUAAAGAUAUCAUCAGUAACAUUAGAAGAUGAUGCAAGAUUUCAAUGUCAAGUUGGUGCAUCGGACAAACCAACUAAUAUACCGGGUAUUCGUUCACAAUAUGCCCAGCUGACAGUACGUGUACGACCAGAUAAUCCUGUUAUUGUUAUGGAUAAUCAUUUCAAUCGACAAAUACAAAUACCAUCACCAUACCAUCAUCAUCUUCAGCAACAACAACAAAAUAAUCUUCAGCAUCGAGAAGAUGUGCCAAUAUUAUCAACAACAGUGGGAAACAAAAUUGAAUUAACAUGUGAAUCGAAUGGUGGUCGUCCGGCUGCUGAGCUGGUAUGGAUUAAUUCAAAAAAUCGCCCUGUCAAAAAAGGCAUCGAAACCAAAAUAACACCAAUGAAUGAUGGCAAACGAUUUAAUACAAUGCUAAAAUGGACAUUCGAACCAACCAAAAAUGAUCAUCAAAAACGUUUAUUUUGUCGUUUGAUACAUCCAACUAUUGCUGCAAAUAAUGACAAUUCAUCAAUGGCAUCCAUCAUGUUGGAAGUUAAAUAUGCACCUGAAGUUAAAUUGGACAUAACACGAAUUGCGUCUGCUGCAGUUGAUGGUAACGCAUCACCGCCAUCGCUACAGUCAUUAUCGGUUUUCGGCGCCACAAAUCUACAUGGACGUAGUGGUGAUCGUAUCCGUAUUCGUUGUCAAGCGGAUGGUAAUCCAGGCGGUAGUGAAACAUCAAUGCAAUAUGAAUGGUUACGUAAUAAUGAACCGAUUAUUGGUGACUAUUCAAAUGAAUUAAUUAUCGAUCAAGUGGAUAAAUCAUUUAAUGGUGCAGAAAUUCAAUGCAAAGUUACUAAUUCAAUUGGUUCGGGGAAAUCAUCCGUCAAAUUAAAUAUUGCUUAUGGUCCAUCAUUUCCCCAAGCAAUGCAGUAUGUUUAUGGUUGCGAUCCAGGUGAUACAGUUCGAUUAUCGUGUCCAGCUGAUGGGAAUCCUUCGCCGGAAAUUACCUGGAUUAAAGUUGGUACAAGUUCAGUAAUAAGCACGGGAUCAAAAUUAACAUUACGUAAUGUUCGGGAAGAAAAUAUUGGUGAAUAUUUAUGUCGUGUUUCAGUGAAAGGAUUUUCUGAAAUUUCCGCUAUAAUUUAUCUUCGAUUUAAUGGUCCACCAAAGAUCCGUAAAGCAUCGUCAUUAUCAUCGAAAACAUUGCCAUCAUCCUAUCAUAGUCUACUAUAUCCAUUCAAUGAUAAUAAUGUUGGUCACAAUCGACAACAACAACACCAAUCAUCGUUGCCGUUGUUGCAGAAUAAUCGUUUCUAUGCUGUAUUAGGUGAACCUGGACAUUUAGAAUGUUUGAUUGAAUCGAUACCUGAACCAUUGGCCGUUACAUGGAUACAUAAUGGACAGAUUUUUGUUGCAAAAUCACCCGGUAAUAUUCCUACGAAUAUUGAUAUCCGUGAAGAAAUCAUACAGGAACAACCUGUUUAUCGUCGAUUAUCAUUUGAUAUUCGACAAACUUUUGAGAAUGAUUUUGGCUAUUAUAAUUGCGUUGUUGUCAAUAGUUAUGGUUCAGAUUGGUAUCUGGUUUCAUUGGAAGCAAAAACAAGUUUCUCCACCUAUGUUAUUGUUGUUGCUAUUGCUAUAGCCAUAUUGAUGUUUGUGGUAUUGAUAACAAUAUUGUUGUUGUUAUCGAUUAAACAUCGAAAUCUUAUGAAACAACAACAACAACACCAAAAGCAACCACAACAUAAUCAAUCGGAAACUGAAUCGAUGAAUGACGUAGGAAAAGAUGUAAGCAAAGAACAUUAUAUGGUUAAUUUGGAUUCGGAAAAUCCACAUCAUCAUAAUAUUUAUUCAACAAAUUCAACAACAACAGCCCGAACAAAUUCGUCUUCCGCCAAUUAUUUCCCAGAUAAAAAUGGAACAAUCAAUGAAACUGGUACAGUGAUAACUCGAUCUGGAUCGACAAUAACCGAAGGAUCAUCAAAACGUUCAUCAACAUCAUCAACAUUUCCGUUUCAUUUAGAUUCACAAAAUCCGCAUCAUCAUGAUGCUAGCAGUUUAUCGCCUGGACCGAAUGGCAUUAUAAGUCGAACGAUUAAUAGUUUGCAUCAGCGGCGAUAUUCUCCGCAUCAACAAACAAUGUUUAGUUCGAAUGAUGUUUCUCAUCUUCCACAUUAUCAUCAUCAUUUUCAACAGCAUCGGCCAACAUCGCCGCCACCAUCCUUUUUUGCCAACUCAAUGUUCGAUAACACAGCAGCAUCAUCCAAUAACGAUGCAGCCGAAUCGGAUGAUCAUCAGCAAAUUGUUUCGAUGCCACCACCAUUAUUAUCAUCGACAUCAAAUUAUUCAACAUUAACCCGUCAUUUACAAUCCAUGCCAUCCAAUCGUAAUUCAUAUUCACCAUAUCUAGCACAACAACAACAAUUCUGUCAACAACAACGAUUUGAUAAUCACAACGCCGUACCAUCAUCCACAUCCGCAGAUAUGUAUCCACCAUAUUCUCAAUCGCCAAUUACCGUUACAGCGGCAACUAAUCGAUUACGAUCAACACCGAUGCCAACACCAACGCCAUCUUUGGCCAAAGAAUUGGAUAAUUGCAUUUCAAAAACAAGCAUUGCCACACAUGUUUGAUUUACAUGUUACAUUUUUAGUCGAUCUUAUCAUUAUUUUGGAUUUUUUUGUUCCGUUUUCGUUUUUUAUGUUUCAAAAAAUGUAAAUAGUUUUUUUUCUUUUUUCCUUAACACAUUGUAUUCAUCAUCCAUUUUUUUGAAUCUA